AUGGAGGAAGCCGAUGGUUUAAGCUUCGAUUUCAAGGGCGGUCUUGAUUCCGCUCCCGUCCACCCCACAGCUUCAGUCCCGGUUGCUGCUCCCAAAAACUCAUCCUCCGCCGCUGUUAACCUGACACCAAACUACGAUCACUCCUCCGCGACGUACGACAAGGCUCGUAUGCCAAUCUGCCAGUUCUUCCGGUUACACGGUGAAUGUAGAGAGCAAGAUUGUGUCUAUAAACAUACCAAUGAAGGUAUCAAAGAGUGCAACAUGUACAAGCUGGGGUUUUGUCCGAAUGGUCCUGACUGUCGGUACAGGCAUGCGAAGCCACCUGGACCUCCACCUCCAGUUGAGGAAGUUCUUCAGAAGAUACAGCAACUGACUUCUUACAAUCAUGGGACUAAUAGGGUGCAAGUUCAGACGCAGGGACAGCCACAAGAGUCAGGUAACUUACAGCAACCACAACAUCAGGUCAGCCAGACUCAGACACAAAACCCUGCUGAACAAACAUCAUACGCUCACCCUUUGCCUCGAGGGGUAAAUAGGUAUUUUGUAGUAAAAAGUUGCAAGUUAGAAAAUUUCGAGUUAUCUGUGCAACGAGGAGUAUGGGCUACACAAAGAAGCAAUGAAGCGAAACUUAAUGAGGCUUUUGACUCUGUGGCAAAUGUGAUCUUGAUAUUCUCUGUCAACUGGACACGGCAUUUCCAGGGCUGUGCUAAGAUGACAUCCAGAAUUGGUGGUUACAUUGGUAGAGAAAACUGGAAGCAUGAGCAUGAAACUGCACAGUUUGGCCGGAACUUUUCAGUUAAAUGGUUAAAGUUGUGCGAACUGUCCUUCCACAAAACUCGGAACUUGAGGAAUCCUUAUAAUGAAAACUUACCUGUCAAGAUAAGCAGAGAUUGUCAGGAGUUGGUCCUUUUACACCACCGAUCUCAAUGUAUGAACUUAAAUUCGGUGAUGUUGAAGAUUUCUUUUUGA
Molecule: messenger RNA, 969 nt
Organism: Eruca vesicaria subsp. sativa (arugula)
Lineage: Eukaryota; Viridiplantae; Streptophyta; Magnoliopsida; Brassicales; Brassicaceae
Source: the annotation of a GenBank genome assembly